AUGAACGUGAUUUUCCUAAUCACGACGACCGCACUGCUGUUGCUGGCGGCCGCUACAGAUGCAGCCGUCUGCAAAACUGAGGGAACUGUGGUGCUUACUGCUGGUAGUGAUGACAGCACGGCAAUUCUUGUUACUGCUGGCUGUGACGAGAAAGAAUUGGCCGUGACCAAGAACACACUGGUUGCAAGUGAUAUGGGCAUUAAGAAGGUGCUGAGCGUUCCGAAUGUCAAGACACUUGACUUGUCGCUCAAUAACAUAUCGUCGCUAUCGUUAACGGACUCAACGGCACUUGAAAAACUGAUAUUGACGUCAAACACAAUCGCGACGUUUAAAAACUUGGCGAUUCCCAACACCGUCAUAUUCUUGGACUUGAGCUGGAACAUGAUCGGUUCAUUUGACGGCAUGAGUCUGCCAGACACCUUGACACAACUGUACAUUGGCGGAAAUCCGCUCACGUCUGUGGCGGAUGUCUUGUUUCCGUCGUCGCUCGAGUUGCUGUACAUCCACAAUUUACAGCUGUCGAAUCUGAAUGGAGCGACGUUCCCCGACAGCAUUCAGUAUUUGUCACUUGUGGAUUCAGGUCUUUCCGGAUUGGACGGCGUCAAGUUUCCGAACAGCUUGAAGUUCAUUGACUUUUCGCUUAAUGCUGUCACGUCCAUGCCAAUUGAAUUUCCUUCUACUGUAGUACAAAUUACAGCGACGGACAACAAAAUCUCAAAGCUGACCGAGUACGCGUUCCCAUCCAGCAUCGCGUCGCUUAACUUAUCAGGCAAUCCCAUUGAGUCGAUUCGGGGAACUUUGUUCCCCUUAGCUUUGACGAAGCUGGAUCUUGGCAGCAAUGAGAUUGCCGACUUUGAGAUCUCUCGCUCGGACUACUCCACAUUUAAGGACCUAGAGGUAUUCAACGCAGUAGUAUCGCAGACUUCCUGCUCUACAUCGGGCGCUGAACUGGUUGCAGUUUCAGGCUACAGCAUCUGUGUCAUCUCGGAUGAAUUGUUUAAGAGCACCUACGGCAAAGCGUCUGCCUCGAGUGAGGAGAGCACGACUACAUCGGUAGCCAGCAGCAAUAGCAACUCUACCGUCCUCAUCGUGAUGAUCUGUUUGGCGGCUGUGCUCAUUGUGGCACUUGCAGCAUUUGCGUUCAGGACGUACCGAGCAAAAGAAAACAAGGACACUCCUCGAGAAGGGAACGAGACCGAUUUUUUUGCGAAUGACACGAUAAACACGGGUACGCACUCUGCAGGAAACCACCUUAGCAGCCAACCGAAGAAAACCAAGUCAUUUGAUACGAUGUUUGGUGAUGGUGGGGCCAAGGUGACAAUGAUGGGUGGAACGUCCACCGAGUCGGCCCUCGUUAAAUACCGUGUACCCGCGAGCGAGGUCCAAGUCCAACGAACGAUUGCGAAGGGUGGGUAUGGCAUUGUGUUUCUUGCGUCUUACCAAGGCCGCUCAGUGGUAGUGAAGAAGAUUUUGCCAGAGAAGGCAGCGGACGACCGAUGUCUAAGCGCUUUCAUUGAGGAGAUUAAGCUAAUUUCGUCACUGUCUCAUGCAAAAAUUGUGCGCUUUAUCGGUGUGAGCUGGAGUAUGCUGUCCGACAUGGCUGUGCUUAUGGAGUACAUGGCUAAUGGUGACCUUGAUAUGCUGCUGAAACAGCAGCGCGAUCGACAAGAACAGUAUCCGGAUGAAUUUGACUGGUACCAGAACUCAUCAGUACUGCCAUCGAAAGCCUCGAUCGCUUUGGAUGUGCUUGAGGGAAUCGUGUAUCUUCACUCGUUCCCGUCACCUAUUAUUCACCGCGAUCUUAAGUCCAAGAACGUGCUACUCAGCUCGUCUUACGAGGCCAAGCUGAGCGACUUUGGUAUAAGUCGUGAGUGGCAGGUGGAUACCACGAUGACUGCAGGUAUCGGUACAAUGGCUUGGAUUGCACCCGAGAUACUGCGCGGUGAGCGGUACACGGAGAUGGCUGAUUUGUAUUCCUUUGGCGUGAUUAUGACGGAGCUGGCCACGUGUACUAAGCCGUUCGACGGCGUAACCAACGCGCUGGUUGUCCUUAAGGUCACGAGUGAAGAAAAGCCGGACCUUGGCUCUAACUGCCCCGAGGACAUUCGUAACCUGGUGAACCGCUGCCUCAGCUUUAACGCAAGCGACCGCCCAAGCGCUAGCGUGGCUCACUACGAGCUGCGAUCGCUGCUGAAGGUACACUCGGCGUUCGAGCUCUAG
This is a messenger RNA of Peronospora farinosa, 2220 nucleotides long. The record is from the annotation of a GenBank genome assembly. NCBI's taxonomy places the organism in Eukaryota, Oomycota, Peronosporomycetes, Peronosporales, Peronosporaceae.